AUGUCCGUGCUGGACGCCUCGAGGGGUAGUCCCAAUAUUUGGGACACAUUUUCGGAUGAAGGCAUCAUGGAUGUACCGGUAUUCCAUGGCACCGUUCCAAAUGGAGGCUAUCUUCGUUCUCGUAUCCCCCUGGCUGGGCAAAGCCUUGGCACUACUGUCGUUGCGCAAGGCGCACUGGAAACAGUUAUGCAUGCCGAGACGGCCUACUACUUCCAUCGGUAA
Molecule: messenger RNA, 222 nt
Organism: Penicillium cataractarum
Lineage: Eukaryota; Fungi; Ascomycota; Eurotiomycetes; Eurotiales; Aspergillaceae
Exons: 1
Coding region: 1-222 (73 amino acids)
Source: RefSeq, a predicted model, not a curated record